Molecule: messenger RNA, 3123 nt
Organism: Dendrobium catenatum
Lineage: Eukaryota; Viridiplantae; Streptophyta; Magnoliopsida; Asparagales; Orchidaceae
Exons: 1
Coding region: 1-3123 (1040 amino acids)
Molecular function (GO): nucleic acid binding; zinc ion binding
Source: RefSeq, a predicted model, not a curated record
AUGGCAGAUCGUGGCAAAGAACCUAUCACCGAAGAAGUGCGAAGUCUUGACGCACUUUGGGCAAACCAGAAAAACUUGGAUCGCCGGCUUGAUGAUCUGUCGGCAGAUUUACAGAAGCUCGCUGUGGACAUACGCCAUGAGUUCAAUCUCAUUCGGGCGAGACCACCGCCGUUUCAUCCACCAGUAGCUGAGCCGCAGGGUGUCCGGCCGUUAAGGCGUAGAGGCGUGACUGCAGCCAAACAAUUCCGAAAUGUUCCGGCUGCUAUGCAAGAUUUCUCAGACUCGGAGGAAGAGUUGCCAUUCCAGCGUGAAGCGGACUUCAUGGAAUCUGAAGAUGCUGAGGAUGAAAUUCCGUAUAGGGGCGAAUGUCCUAGAUAUCGUAGAGCCUUUCAUCAUCGUUUACCGCACAACGAAUUCAAGGCUAAGCUAGAUAUCCCUUAUUUCGACGGACGAAUGCAUAUCGAAGACUAUUUAGAUUGGGAAAAAGCAGUGGAAAAUUUCUUUGAAUACAUGGAGGUUCCACCGGACAAGCAAGUACGGUAUGUCGCCUGUCGUUUGAAGGGCGGUGCUAGUGCUUGGUGGGCGCAACUGUUACAAAUGAGGCAACGGGAAGGAAAAGGAAGCGUGCGAGGCUGGAGCCGCAUGAGACAACUCUUGAGAGCUCAAUUCUUGCCCACAGACUAUGAACAGAUCUUAUACAUGAGGUAUCAACAUUGUUCUCAAGGUAGCCGAUCCGUGAGUGACUACACGGAAGAAUUUCAGAGGUUAUCCGCAAGAAACAAUCUCAACGAAUCUGCUACUCAUUUAGUAGCCCGAUAUAUUGGAGGAUUAAAAGAUAGCAUCCAAGACCGUUUAGAAUUGAAUUCUGUAUGGUCGAUGGCUCAAGCGGUUAAUCUUGCAAUGAAGGUGGAAAUGCAGCAAACUAGACAGUCCAAAACAUCUCAUAUUCGGCGGCAUUGGCAGGAGAAUGCUACCUCGGGGAAGGGCAGUAAUUCCGGUGUUAAGUCAGUAACUCCAGCAGGGUCAUAUGUUCAGACCCAAUCUCCUAAUCAAGCACCCAUUGAUCCUCGGGUGCAACCGAAGCCCAAAUUUGUAACCAACGAGAACCCAUAUGCCAAACCAUCGACACUCAAAUGCUUUCGUUGUUUUCAACCAGGGCACAAAUCGAAUGAGUGUCCCCAACGACAACAAAUUCAUGUGGUCGAAGGUGGCGAGGGAGUAGAACAAGAUGCGGAAGAUGAGGCUCAAGACGGUGACUCAGAAGAUGUUCCUGCAGAUGAAGGUGAGGCGGUAGUCUGCGUGCUGGAGAAAUUGUUGCUGGCGCCGCGACAAGCUUUGAGCUCUCAGCGUCAUUCCAUUUUUAAGACCCGCUGCACUAUAGGCGGUAAAAUAUGUGAUCUCCUGAUCGACAAUGGCUGUACUGAGAAUGUAAUUUCUAGAGCAGUGGUUCGCAGUUUGCAGUUAAAAACCGUUAAAAAUGAUCACCCGUACAAAAUAAGUUGGGUCAAGCGAGGAAUGGAAAUUUUAGUUUCGGAAUCAUGCCGGGUAUCGUUUUCAAUUGGAAAGCAUUAUGCCUGUGAAGUCCUGUGUGAUGUCCUCGACAUGGAUGUGUGUCAUUUGAUUUUGGGAAGGCCGUGGCAAUUCGACGUCGCAGCGAUAUAUGAUUGCCGGGCUAAUGUUUAUUCAUUUGACUGGAAGGGCCGUCGCCUUAGAUUAUUACCUACAGCCAUAGAAACGAAAUCACAAAUCCCUCACCAACCCCGGCAGGUUGCAGUCCAGAUAGUUACAGGUGCUAGUUUGUUACAUUGUUGGAAGGAGCCAGCCCCAUUGUACGAGCUAUUGAUAGCCGAACAGAGCCCAGAACAAUCUCCAGUUAAGUAUCACCAAGAGAUUCAAGAUCUGCUACAACAAUUCCAGGAGAUCCUUCCCGAACAACUACCCGAAGAAUUACCGCCAAUGAGGAGUAUACAACACCAAAUAGACUUGAUUCCCGGUGCCGUUCUACCCAAUUUACCACACUAUCGGUUAAAUCCGAAAGAACAGGGUAUCUUUCAGGAAUUAAUUGACGAUUUACUGAAACGUCAAUUCAUACAGACCAGCUUGAGUCCGUGUGCUGUUCCAACUCUACUAGUGCCCAAGAAAGAUGGAAGUUGGCGGAUGUGUGUCGACAGCCGCUCCAUAAACAAAAUCACAGUCAAAUACCGAUUUCCAGUUCCUUGUAUUGACGAAUUGUUAGUCAGGCUCACGGGAUCUUCAAUUUUUUCUAAACUUGAUUUGCGCAGUGGCUAUCACCAGAUUCGAAUCCGCCCCGGAGAUGAAUGGAAAACAACCUUUAAGACGCCCCAAGGACUGUACGAGUGGAAGGUGAUGCCCUUCGGACUGUGCAACGCACCAUCCACUUUCAUGAGAAUGAUGAACGAGGUCUUAAAGCCUUAUCUGGGAAAAUUCUGCAUCGUUUAUUUUGACGAUAUACUGGUUUACAGCAGCAGCUUUGCAGACCAUGUAAUACACUUACGGGCACUAUUUGAAGUUCUCAAAGAACAUAGGCUAAUCCUUAAUCUUCCAAAGUGUGAAUUGGCAGUUCAGAAGGUUCAUUUCCUUGGUUUUGUCAUAGAUGCUACCGGUGUGCACAUGGAUCCGCAGAAAAUUAGCACCGUCCGUGACUGGCCACCACCAACUUCCUUCUAUGAGGUAAGGAGUUUCCACGGCUUGGCGAAUUUUUACCGCAAAUUCAUCAGGAACUUCAGCAUGUUGAUGGCACCAGUGACCGACUGCUUGAAAGAAAAGAUAUUCCAGUGGAAUUCGGCUCAACAGCAAAGUUUUGAUGCAAUUAAACGGGCUCUGACAUCCGCUCCAGUAUUAGUGUUACCGAAUUUCGACAAGGUCUUUAUGGUCGAAACUGAUGCAUCGUCAGUGGGAAUCGGAGCAGUUCUCUCACAGGAAGGUAAACCUGUAGCAUUUUUCAGUGAGAAAUUGAGUGAAGCUAGACAAAAGUGGUCAGCUUAUGAGCAGGAGCUCUAUGCCGUCAUCCGCUCAUUAAAACAGUGGGAGCUGUAUCUAUUUCUAACAAGCACGAGUGUACAGCAUUGCAACGCUAAAAUAUACAGCGCCACAAUGCUAUAA